Molecule: messenger RNA, 4931 nt
Organism: Diabrotica virgifera virgifera (western corn rootworm)
Lineage: Eukaryota; Metazoa; Arthropoda; Insecta; Coleoptera; Chrysomelidae
Product: gastrula zinc finger protein XlCGF57.1-like
Exons: 2
Coding region: 145-1647 (500 amino acids)
Biological process (GO): regulation of DNA-templated transcription
Molecular function (GO): RNA polymerase II cis-regulatory region sequence-specific DNA binding; DNA-binding transcription factor activity, RNA polymerase II-specific
Source: RefSeq, a predicted model, not a curated record
CAAAUGAAUGUCAAAAGAAUUUAUUUACAUAAUUUGUUUACAUAUUUACAAAUACAAAUAAAAUAUAAAACUAGACAAAAAACCAAUAAGCAAUAAUUAACAACAAACUGAGUAUAUUAUUAUUAUAAAACAAAGUUUAGUCAAAUGGAAGUAAAACAAGAAGUUAAUGAAAAUACUUGUAAAGUAGAAAUAGAUAAUAAUGGGGUAUGUGAUGUUCCUUUGGAUACUCUCAAAGUUGAAAUGAAAGAGGAAGAGGAAACAGUUGGUUAUUUAGACUUAAAGGAAUACCAUUUAAAGACAGAAAUUGAAGAUGUACCACUUACAGAAAGACAAACAAAGGAAGAAGGUCUGUCGUGUGAGGAUAUACAAACUGAUGCCAUUGAUGUAUUUAAAGAAGAACACGAUAUAAUUAACGGAAGUUUAAAUCAGACUGUUUCUGCCACUACAAAUAUAAACAUUGAAGAAAAGAUUUGGGCAUGUAAAAUUUGCUCUAAACACUAUACAACAAAGGAAAAUUUAAAAAUACAUUUGAGAUCGCACACUGGCGAAAAACCUUACAAGUGUGAAAUUUGUACCAGAAAAUUUACAACCAGUUCCAAACUAAGUGAACAUGUGCGAAGGCACACUGGAGAUAAACAAUUUGCAUGUGAAGUAUGCAGUAGGCAGUUUUUACUAAAUUAUCAAUUAAAAAUACAUAUGAGAGUACACACUGCAGACAAACCUUUCAAAUGUGAAGUUUGCACUAAAGAGUAUACAACAAAUUCCCAUUUAAAAGAACAUAUGAAAAUACACACUGAAGAAAAUACAUUUACAUGUGAAAUCUGCCUCAGACAGUUUCCACUAAUCCGUCGAUUAAAGGAACAUUUGAAAAUUCACACUGGAGAAAAUAUUUUCACAUGUGAAGUUUGCAAUAAACAUUUUCCACGAAAUUCUAAAUUAAAAGAGCAUAUAAGAAUACACACUGGAGAAAAACCUUUCACAUGUGAAAUUUGCCAUAAACAGUUUCCACGAAACUCUAAAUUAAAAGAGCAUCUGAGAAGACACGCGGGAGAAAAACGUUUCACAUGUGAAGUUUGCACUAAACACUUUAUGACAAAUCCCCAACUAAAACAACAUCUGAAAAUGCAUACUGGGGAAAAACCUUUUACGUGUGAUAUUUGCGCAAACAAGUUUGCAAAUGCUUUUAAUCUAAAAACGCACAUGAGGGUACACACUGGGGAAAAACCAUUUCAAUGUGAAAUUUGCAACAGACAGUUUUCACAAAACCACCAAUUAAAAAUACAUAUGAGAUUACAUACUGGAGAACAAUCUUCCACAUGUAAAAUUUGCAAUAAACAACUUCCACGAAACUCUCAAUUGAAAGAACAUAUAAAAAUACAUACUGGGGAAAGACCUUUUACGUGUGAUAUUUGCUCAAAAACGUUUUCACGUAGUUAUAAUUUAAAAACACAUAUGAAAAUACACACUGGAGAAAAAUCUUCCACAUGUGAAAUUUGCAAUAAACAGUUUCCACGAAAUUCUCAGCUAAAAGAACAUAUAAGAAUACACACCGGGGAAAAACCUUCUGCGUGUGAUAUUUGCACAAAAAUGUUUUCACGGACUUCCAAUUUAAAAACUCAUAUGAAAAUACACACUGGAAAAACAUAAUAUUUAUUUAUUUUACUGUGAAAUUUACUCUAAUAUCUGUGCUUAAAGCGAGUUAAGUCCAAAAAUGGUCGAAAUUAGCCAAUGCACUAACUGCAUGUUAGAAUUUGAUGAUAUCUACAUGUCCGUAUAAUUUGCCGAGUCGAAUUCCGUUCCUAAACUGAGAUAUUCAUUUUUGUACAAGUGAAAAACAAUCAAUACUAAUUGUGUAAAGAGUGUUAAUUCCUGAACUUGACAUAUCACUCUUUACACUAAGCAUUAUUUCAGAUAUAGGAGGACUCAGUGUGUAAGUCCAACAAUUUUGUGACUUAACUAUGACUUAACGCACUGUGCACUAAUAAGUUAUUACGUUGACUCUCUAUAACUGAAGAAGAAAGGAAUAAAAUAAAUCAAUUUUUAAUUGAAAUACCAGCUUAUGAAAGCCACUACUCAAGACGAGAUUGUGGAAAAAAAUUUAUUUCUCCACAUUUGACGUUUGCCACUAUAUGAAGAAUACAAGCAGUCCUAUCUGAAAGCAGUUUAAAACCGGUAAGCUAUAUUCAGUUUUGUGAGGAGUUCCACAACUUAAUUUAAAAUUUAAAAAGCCUAAAGUACAUACCUGUUCAAAAUGUAGUAUGUUAGACAUGCAACUAAAAGUAUGUUCUGAGAAUGAAAACCAGUAGCUUUUAAAACAAAACAUGACCACCUUGAUAACACGGAGUAUGCGUAUGAGUCUAAAGACAAAGAAGAUUAAAAAGUUACGAUUCAACCAAAACUGUUACAUUUGACAUGCAGCAAUGCCUUUUCAUUCCACUCGUGCAUAGUUCUGUAACCUCCUACAAACGCCAACUUUGGACUUUCAAUUUAACAGUCUACAACUGGAGUCAUGCCACAAUUUACUGUCCUUUUGUUAUAUAUAAAUUUAUUUCUGAAGCUAUAAAACCUGUUGUAAAAAGUUUGACCAUGUACUCAGAUACAUGCGGUGAUCAAAACAAGAAUACUCAUGUAGCUGCUAUGUCUAUGGCAGCACUGCAGAAUUCUCCUAACUUAAAAGAGAUUAACCAUAAAUUUUUGGUACCUGGUCACACGCACAUGGGUGUGAUACAUCACACGGCCUUAUUGAUGAAAAUAAAACAGCUUUUGCUGGAAACAUUCGUCAUCCUCAUGAUUGUGCCCAACUUAUACAAAGCACUGGUAAGAAACGCCUUUUUGUGGCGAAGGAGAUGAGUCAAGAUAGCUUCUUUGACUUUGCUAAGCUACUAAAAACCGACCUUCAGCAGCGCAAACAUGAUGUUGGAUACAAUUUUAGCUGGGGAGAUGUACAGUGGCUGAAGUUUGUCAAAAACUAGCCUGGAAUAAUUUACUAUAAGAAUUCCUUAGACCUUAAUCAACCGUUUCAAUGCGUUAGUUUUAAAAGAAGAGACAAAGAAACCAUUAGCAAAAUGGAACCUAUACUAAAAUCCCAAUAAAGAUGCACUAGAAAUAAACAGACCAAGAUACUAGUGAUGUUGAGAAAGUAACUAUUCGUUACAAAGUACUCGUUACUUACGAAUACCGAAAGUAACGAUUACUAUACAGAGCGGUAAACCGUUACUUUGAUUACUUUGAUUUCUCUGAUUACUUCGCUACUUGGUACCAAUCGUGUCAGAGCGAGUACCUAUUUUGAUUUUGAGUAUUGUAUUUACUCGGUUGAUAUCGGAGUCGGACCGGUAUUCCACGAGUGUUCGGUAUCAGUACAGUUAACUAAAAUUUUAUCUAUGAAGGGCGAAGUCUACGAAGAGUUUUAUAGGAUUACAGGGCUCUGAGAAGUAGCUGAAACAGUCGUCUAUACGAUAUGUCGAGGUAGAUAAGUCACAGAAUUUCACAGAUGUUAGUUCUUUUGCAAAUAAAAAUGCAACGCGUUAGAUUUUAAUAAUAAAUACACAGUAUUCUUAUCAGGCCGAGAAAAAAAUAGCUUAUAUUGACCAAAAAAUAUAUAGAAAUGAUAAUAUUUCUAGACUAUGAUCAUCAACUUUAUUUUGACAUGUAGGUAUGGCAUUGUUUUUAUUAGACCAGGGCAUUUAACACUAAAAACACAGGAAUAAAUCUUUUUUUUUUUAAUAUAGUGGGUCCAUAGACUCUUGCAACUUUUUGCAUUGUAUUUAGGAUUAGGAUGACGUCUGGUAAAAAGUCUACAAUAAAAAAAUAGGUGGAACUGCAUUAUUACAUUUUAAAGUGUAUAAAAUGCAUCGAAAAAUUCAUAAACAUGUUAAAAUCAGUAUAUUAAGGGCCAGAUUUUCUUAUUUCACGGUAUUUGGGGUCACUGAACAGGAUUUUGCAAUUAGAACCGACCUGCACCUGGGUGCCCACGGUUACUGCUAAGGUAAAUCAUCUAGAGUUUCGAGGGUUUGUUUUUGGUAAUUAAUUGAUUCAAACAGAUUACUCGAGAUUACUGAUAUUGUGGAGCAGCAAUGACAAAACAAUUACAUAUAAUUUAACUUCUAUCCAUUAAAUAGAUCGGUGAAGGUCGUUAUAUCGGAUCUUAUACUUAUACGAAAUAAUGAGAAAUGCGAUUCUCGAUAUGAUUACCGGUACUCAAAUACAAAAGUAACAAAAGUAAUCAAAGUAACGAAUACUUUAAAUGAUUACUUUAUACAAAAGUAACGAUUUGUAACGAAUACUCUAAAGUAACUAUAAUCAACAUCACUACAAGAUACGUUGAAUGUUACUAAGAGCACUUCCGAAUCAUGAUUUACAAUGUAUAAACUUUGUUAAUAAUAAUUUGGGAUUGUAAUACUAUUAUACAAUAUAUAUACAUUGUAAAUUAUGAUUUGGAAGUGCUCCUCGUAAUAUUCAACAUGUCUUGGUUUGUAUAUUUCUAGUGUAUCCUUAUUGUGAUUGUAGUAUAGUUCACGUUACCCAGGACAAAAUCCUAUAUCUAAUCAGAAAAAAAUGAACGCCUCGAGCCGUUUCCAUACAUUUUACCAGUAUUUUACCAAUUCUCUGAAGACUUAAUAACCUCAAAUAAUGAAGCAGAGGAUUCCUACCCUAAUGACGUUACUCAUGAAGAACAUGAAGAGACUAGUUGACAAAAGAACGAAAGUAAAUGUGAAAACCAUAAAAAAAAUGACAACAGCUCAAGAAAAUAAAACAAAGAAACAAACUGGCAGGAAGAAGGGAAAAAAUGUAAAUACUAAACAAUAAAACUUCAAAAAAAUAUUGAUUCGUUUUUCAUAUCAGUUUUUCUUUAUUUUUUGUUAUUAAAUACAACUUUAUUGGUUUAUGUAUCACUUAAAUGAAUAAACAGAAAUUUUGUCUUGUUAAAUGUU